Molecule: messenger RNA, 1377 nt
Organism: Stegastes partitus (bicolor damselfish)
Lineage: Eukaryota; Metazoa; Chordata; Actinopteri; Pomacentridae
Product: metalloreductase STEAP4-like
Exons: 9
Coding region: 151-1377 (408 amino acids)
Biological process (GO): copper ion import
Cellular component (GO): plasma membrane; endosome
Molecular function (GO): cupric reductase (NADH) activity; ferric-chelate reductase (NADPH) activity
Source: RefSeq, a predicted model, not a curated record
GCUGAUCCAGAGCCAGAGCUGCUGUGCAUCUUCGGGACGGGCGACUUGGGGCGAUCUCUGGGCCAGCGUCUGCUCCAGUCUGGCUACAGGGUUGUGUACGGCAGCCGCAGACCUCACAGCUGUGGCCCGCUGCCUCAGGGAGCUCAGGUGAUGACCCACCAAGAGGCGGCCCAAUCUGCAAAUCUGAUAUUCAUCUGCGUUCAUAGGGAACACUAUGAAUUCCUGAAAACUCUGGCGCCUCAUCUUGAAGGAAAGGUUCUGGUGGACCUCAGUAACAAUCUGAAGAAAAACAAGUACCCAGAAGCCAACGCCGCCUACUUGCAGAGGCUGGUCCCGAAAGCUGCCGUGGUGAAAGGCCUGAACACGCUGUCUGCCUGGGCCCUGCAGAACGGACUGCUGGCAGGAAAACAGGUGUACCUGUGUGGGAACAAUGCAGCAGCUAAGCAGGCAGUGGCAGAGAUGGCCACCAAACUGGGCCUCGCCGUUCUGGAUCGAGGGUCUCUGUCUGCAGCCAGAGAGAUCGAGGACUUCCCCCUGCGACUCUUCCCCGAGUGGAGGCUGCCUCUGUGCGUGGCGCUCGGCCUCACCGCCUUCUUCUUCUUCUACCUGCUCAUCAGAGACGUCAUCUACGCCUACGUCGAAAAGGAUCAAAACAUCUCCUACAGGAUCAUGGUGUCCCUGGCCAACAAGGUGUUUCCAAUCGUGUCCCUCGUCAUGCUGUCUCUCUGCUACCUGCCUGGCGUUAUAGCCGCCUUCCUCCAGCUCUACAGAGGGACCAAGUACAGGCGCUUCCCCGACUGGCUCGACCGCUGGAUGCUGUGCAGGAAGCAGAUGGGUCUCGUUGCGCUCGGCUUUGCUUUUCUCCAUGUCGUCUACACGCUCAUCAUUCCCAUUCGCUAUCCGUUUGAGUACAAUCUCAUUAAGCAGGUACAGCGAGCUGCCCCGAACCAGAAUCAAACUACUCCAUUGCACUUUGAUAACACCGAAGCAUGGGGUGCAGAUUCGUUCUUUGUGACGGGAAUCCUGGGCUUCUUCCUUUAUGUCCUGCUAGGGCUGACAUCGCUGCCCUCUGUGGGAGGCUCCCUCAGCUGGAGAGAGUUCAGCUUCGUUCAGUCCAAGCUGGGCUACCUGACUCUCUUCAUCUGCACGACACACGGCUACAUUUACGGCUGGAACAAAUUCCUUCGGCGGUCGACCUACAAGUGGUACACCCCCCCGGCAUUCAUGCUCUGUCUCAUUGUGCCUUCCGUGGUCCUAGUGCUCAAGUUUAUCCUCCUCGUUCCCUGCGUCGACCGCACUGUAAUGCGCAUUCGGCAGGGCUGGGAGAGGCGCCGGCCGAGGGGGGAGACGGAUGACAUGAAGGCCACCAACAUGUGA